Messenger RNA from Oncorhynchus gorbuscha (pink salmon), 1482 nucleotides. Its product is annotated as LRP2 binding protein. Bases 94 to 1131 code for a protein of 345 amino acids. Gene Ontology annotation, molecular function: protein binding. The record is from RefSeq and is a predicted model, not a curated record. The transcript has 9 exons. NCBI's taxonomy places the organism in Eukaryota, Metazoa, Chordata, Actinopteri, Salmoniformes, Salmonidae.
GUAACAGAUUCUAUUGUGUCGUAGCAUAAAGCGCACUGCAGACUUCAUGCACACAAAAUGAACAAACUGCGUGAAAGGCUCUGAGGCAAGGGUAUGAAGUCGGGUUAUACAAUCGAUGCUCCAAAGAAACACAGCCAAGAAAAGGUGUUUCGUGCCAUCACGGAUGCCACCCGAGAUGAAGGAGGGAAACCGACGUCACACCAAGACAGCCUUGCCACUCAGGUGGAGAGGGCUGAGAGACUGCUGAAGGGUAGAGCAGAAGGGGGAGACAAGCAGGCCCUUUUCCUGCUAGGACAGCUGUACUAUUAUGAGGGGCGCUAUGAGGAGGCAGAGAGAGUCUUUGACGGCCUUAAGGACAUCGAUCCCAGAGCCCUCUUCCAGCUAGCUGUCAUGUAUUACGAUGGCCUGGGCACUGCUAUGGAUCAAGCAAGGGCAGUGGACUACAUGCGGAGAGUUGUCCAGUGGAAUAACCCAGAGGCAGGCUCCAUCAGAUACACUGCUCUGUAUCACAUUGGCAUAGCCUACCUGGAGGGCUAUGGGGUCCAGAAAUCCAAUACAGAAGCAGAAAGUUACUGGCUCCUUGCUGCUGAUGAGGGAAACCCCAGAGCCUGUGUAAAAGCUCAGAGUUCUCUGGGUAUGUUCUACUCUAGACCUGAGACACAGGACCUCAAAAGGGCGUUCUUCUGGCACUCAGAGGCCUGUGGCAAUGGCAGUCUGGAGUCCCAGGGUGCACUGGGGAUCAUGUACUUGUAUGGUCAGGGCAUCCAGCAGGACCCCAAGGCUGCCAUUGAGUGCCUGAAGGAAGCGGCUGAGCGGGGGAAUGUGUACGCCCAGGCCCACCUGGCUGCCUACUACUACCACAGGAAGCUCUACUCCAGAGCAGCAGCCCUUGCCAAAAGGAUUACCAAUUACGAUGACAUUGCUGCCAUCGCCAUGGUCACAGACUGCCUGCCUGAAUACGUAAUUAAGGGCGUGGCCAUUGCUCUUUUCUACUACGCCCGCUGUCUGGAACUGGGAAAGGGGGUUCCUCAGAGCAAGGAGAAGGCCUGGCAAUACUUCACUAAGGCUGCUCGGCUAAACCCAGAAGUGUGCCAGGACCUCCAGAGGGACAUCAUCUUUAGCAGAAUGUAGAGAUCCACCAUCAUGACCUUAGUUAGGGAGUCCAGAUAGCAGUCUCCUCUGUUGCUUUGAGAUGACUUGAGUAAAUAUCAGACCUGAAUGCUGUGUGUUCAGUGUGUGGGUUUGGUAUGGAUAGGAGUACGGCGAUGGUGUGCCCAGUGUAAGAACUGUUUAAUAACUACAGACUCCACACAUUAGAAUGGUGUUACCGGUACUACUCUGCAUGAACUUGGGGUCCUUGAAUUCAGAUACAAAUGUAUAUAAAUUGUAGCAUCCAAAUUCCGAUGGUUUCAAUUUCAUACAAUUCUGAGAAGCUUACAUUGACAAGUGGAUAAAUAAACAAAAAAAAGAGUUAACAAGUCA